AAUGUAUUCAAUUACAGCUCGUUUUAAUUAAAUCGUGUUCUUCACAUCUUGGACAUUAGGUAUAUUACUAAUUUUAGAAAAGUCGUACUAUCAUUGCUGAAUUAGGGAACAGCAUAUUUUUUUAAGACUGGGAAACCAACAGUAGAUCUAAAGAUAUUGAGUGCAGAUAAAUUGUAUUGCAUAUAAAAUGAUAAUUUUGUUUAGUCAUCAUUAUAAGGCUACUUAUUACAAUGGUGGUGUAACAGAUUGGGAUUAGGUGACAUUUAAAUUUUCUUUGGAAGCAGGUUUUUAAUACACGUAAUAUAAUUAGAUUUCGAGCCUGUAUAUAAUUGGAAUUUGAAACAAUUAUUUUUGUAUGUGAAUGUUCAUCAUGAACAUUAAGAGAAUGGAGUAAUGUGUUAUUAUAAAUUAAUAGUUUCAAUCAAAUUGUGUGAUUUAUGAUAAAAUUAUUUCAAGACCAGAUGAUCCAAGUUUAUGGAGUGAUUCAUCUAAAGUAAUUUAUUAUAUUAUAAAUUAGCUUGUUUUAAAAAAUUAAAGAGCAGAAUAUCCACUAAAAGAUAUUCAUAAAUAGUUGCGUAAUGCUACAGUGAAUUUUGAAGUAUGGAUAGAGGUUAUGCCUUAUGUUGGUUAUAUAAGAAGAGAGAAACUUGGAGAUUUCUAAUAUAAAAUGCCUUAAUAGUAUAAUUGAGAUGUGUAAUUUAUAUUUUUAACAAUCAC
This is a messenger RNA of Paramecium sonneborni, 717 nucleotides long. Lineage: Eukaryota; Ciliophora; Oligohymenophorea; Peniculida; Parameciidae. The record is from the annotation of a GenBank genome assembly.